Messenger RNA from Mya arenaria, 5130 nucleotides. RefSeq lists its product as uncharacterized. Bases 2 to 4285 code for a protein of 1427 amino acids. NCBI's taxonomy places the organism in Eukaryota, Metazoa, Mollusca, Bivalvia, Myida, Myidae. Gene Ontology annotation, biological process: cell surface receptor signaling pathway; adenylate cyclase-activating G protein-coupled receptor signaling pathway. The transcript has 33 exons. Gene Ontology annotation, molecular function: G protein-coupled receptor activity. The record is from RefSeq and is a predicted model, not a curated record. Gene Ontology annotation, cellular component: membrane.
CAUGACGUAUGGUGCCUCCGCUAACGUCACAUGUGAAUCUGGAUUUGACGCUAGUAUAGAUCAAGUUACCUGUUUAAGUAAUGGAUCAUGGUCAGAAGCAUCGUGUUUGCCUAAAGAUUGUGGAUCUGUUGAAACUAUUUCGAAUGGACAAAUCGAUCUGAAUGAUCCAUCCAACACGACAUAUGGUGCCGCUGCCAACGUCACAUGUGAAUCUGGAUUUGACGCCAGUAUAGAUCAAGUGACAUGUAUAAGUAAUGGAUCAUGGUCAGAAGCAUUGUGUUCGCCUAAAGAUUGUGGACCUGUUGAAAGUAUACCGAAUGGACAAACUGAUCUUAAUGAUCCAUCCAACACGACAUAUGGUGCCGCUGCCAACGUCACAUGUAACUCUGGAUAUGACGCUAGUAUAGAUCAAGUGAUCUGUUUAAGUAAUGGAUCAUGGUCAGAAGCAUCGUGCAUACCUAAAGAUUGUGGACCUGUCGAAUCAUUACCGAACGGACGCAUUGAUCUGAAUGAUCCAUCCAACAUGACGUAUGGUGCCUCCGCUAACGUCACAUGUGAAUCUGGAUUUGACGCUAAUAUAGAUCAAGUUACCUGUUUAAGUAAUGGAUCAUGGUCAGAAGCAUCGUGUUUGCCUAAAGAUUGUGGAUCUGUUGAAACUAUUUCGAAUGGACAAAUUGAUCUGAAUGAUCCAUCCAACACGACAUAUGGUGCCGCUGCCAACGUCACAUGUGAAUCUGGAUUUGACGCCAGUAUAGAUCAAGUGACAUGUAUAAGUAAUGGAUCAUGGUCAGAAGCAUUGUGUUCGCCUAAAGAUUGUGGACCUGUUGAAACUAUACCGAAUGGACAAAUUGAUCUUAAUGAUUCAUCCAACACGACAUAUGGUGCCUCCGCUAACGUCACAUGUAACUCUGGAUAUGACGCUAGUAUUGAUCAAGUUACCUGUUUAAGUAAUGGAUCAUGGUCAGAAGCAUCGUGUUUGCCUAAAGAUUGUGGACCUGUUGAAAUUAUACCGAAUGGACGCAUUGAUCUGAAUGAUCCAUCCAACAUGACGUAUGGUGCCUCCGCUAACGUUACAUGUGAAUCUGGAUUUGACGCUAGUAUAGAUCAAGUCACCUGUUUAAGUAAUGGAUCAUGGUCAGAAGCAUCGUGUUCGCCUAAAGAAUGUGGACAUGUUGAAACUAUACCGAACGGACAAAUUGAUCUGAAUGAUGCAGUAAACACGACAUAUGGUGCCGCCGCUAACGUUACAUGUGACCCAGGCUUCGGCGCUAGUAAAGAUCAAGUGACCUGUUUAAGUAAUGGAUCAUGGUCAGAUGCAUCGUGCACACCUAAAGAUUGUGGACCUGUUCAAUCGAUACCUUACGGACAGAUUGAUUUGAAUGAUCCAACCAACACGACAUAUGGUACCGCCGCUUACGUCACAUGUGACUCUGGCUUUGACGCCAGUAUAGAUCAAGUGACGUGUUUAAGUAAUGGAUCAUGGUCAGGGGCAUUCUGCUUGCCUAAAGAAUGCGGGCAUCUGCCACCUUUAUUUAAUGGAAUGUUUAUAAUCAACGACGGUGACACAACAUUUGGAUCGGAAGUAAAUGUUACGUGUAAUCUGGGGUUUCAUGCGGAUGUCGAUCAGAUCAGAUGUCUUUCAAAUGCCACCUGGGAAAAAGCAGCAUGCUUACCCAGAGAUUGUGGAUCAGUCGAUGUUCCGGCCAAUGGCACAAUAGAAAACCCAAACGAAACUUCUUUCAAAAAUGUGACACGAUUCAAAUGUAAUCUUGGCUAUACUUUGAUUGGAAACGUUUCGAUGGUGUGUUCUGUAAAUUCCAGCGGCAUUAUGUUUUGGAGUGGAGCUAUCCCGACUUGUCGAAUAAAAGACUGUGCAGCAUUAGGUAGGCCAGAUAAUGGAGAAGUACAUUAUCAGAGCACAACAUAUCGCCAGAAUGCGACUUAUAAGUGCAACAAUGGAUAUGAACUGGUUGGAGAUAGAGUUCGACAGUGUCAGGCAUCAGGGGUUUGGGGAGGGGCACAACCGUCUUGUCUUGCCAAAGAGAAACCUCGUUUGACUUGUAAAAACAACACAGACACAAGAGGUACCCUAUGGACAGAGAUUCUCGCAAACAGCACACGUUCAUAUGACUGCAAAGGUGAUUACAAAGGUAACAUGUCUCGAAGAUGUCGCCCAGACGGUACAUGGGAGCUACCAAAGUACAACUGUGUCAGAGAAGCAGUGGAGAAUGUCAAUAAUCAACUCAAUGACCUCACGACGAAAGCUGAUGUUACAACGGAAGAUAUAUCAGAGGCACUAAACACUUUGACCGCUGUUACUUCUACAAAUGGGACAGAUGGUUCAACAGGUCUUACAGAUGGAGAGAUAACAGCGCUUUCUGGUUCAUUAGAGAAUGUUGCCGCUCUUCUUAGCAACUCUACUAAUGAUCUCGUUUCUGUGAAUAUCACCGAGAGUUUCAUGGAGUCAGCCAGCAAUUUGUUUGAUCCAUCCAACCAAGAAAGCUGGAAGGCAAUGAAGGAAACAAACAACAAGGGGGCAGAAAAGAUGUUGAAAGCUGUCGAUUCCGUAGGGUCUGCUAUAAGAAGAAGUAUUCAAAAUGGUAAUGAAUCAUCUGCCACCAUUAUCAAGACAAAUGUUGCCUUAGAAGUGAAAAAGAUUGAUAAAGAAAAUAUUGAGUUUCCUGCAAAAUCUUCAGUUGACGGUACAGCCGAUGCUAAAAAAGAUUGGAUUUAUAACUCCAGCAGUAAAUUGUCUUUGAACAAUGGUGCAUUUCAAGGAAACGAAACUUACAUCACCACAGCUAUAAUGUAUCGGGACAUGUCUGAUAUUCUGCCAACACAAUCAAGUGAAAAUGCAACAGGAAACGGGAACCAAAACGAAAUAAAUGGUCCUGUGUUGUCAUUGUCGCUUGAUCCAGAUAUAAAGUACCUCGAUCCUCCAAUUAGAAUAACAUUCGGACACUUCUUGACGAAUUUGUCAGAGCCAUCAUGUAACUACUGGACAUUUGGCGAAGACGACCUAGCUGGAGGAUGGUCAACAGAUGGAUGUUCCGUGGAGUUUUCUUCACAAAACCAGACUGUCUGUAAAUGCACCCAUCUAACUAACUUUGCUGUGCUGAUGAGUCCAUUUGAGCAGGCUGAUGCGGAUUCAAUUCCUUUGCGCAUAGUUUCCAUCGUUGGAAUUGCUGUAUCCAUGUUCUGUCUUCUGUUAACAUCGUUUUUGUACAUCUGCUUAUGGAGGUACCUCAAGAACGACCGUGCUGUUAUUCUCCUGAACCUCUGUAUUGCCUUAUUGUUUUCCUACAUCGUUUUCCUGGCCGGAGUCGACAGAACCGAAAGCAAGGAGUUUUGUACAGUUGUUGCAGCCUUAUUGCAUUAUAUAUACUUGGUCGUGUUUUGUUUGAUGCUGGCGGAGGGAAUAGACAUUGCAUACACAGUUCUUUAUGUAUUUGCUACAAGAUCACGGGCGAGAUCAUUAGUUAUUGCAUCAUGGGUUUUGCCAGCUGUCAUUGUCGGAAUAUCACUCGGAGCAACUCAGACACAAGGAUAUGGGAAUACUUACUUCUGCUGGUUAUCUAUAUCACGUGGUGUAAUAUGGGCGUUCGUGGCGCCUGCCUUGCUCAUUAUAUCGUUAAACAUCAUAUGUUUGGUCCUUGUUUUCCGCAAAAUGCUGAGAAUGAAAUCAAUGGAAUCUAAGAAAACGACAGAAAAAAUCCAGACCAGCCUUCGUUCGCUCUGUGUACUAGUCCCUCUGAUGGGUGUGUCAUGGAUUCUGGGCAUAUUCUAUAUCAACGAAGAUUUGUACUUCAUGCAAUAUCUUUUUGCCAUUUGUAAUGGUCUUCAGGGAUUUUUUAUUUUCUUAUUCCACUGUGCUUUGAAUAAAAAGAUACAAAAUGGAUGUCAAAUGAGACAAAGACGUAUGUCCGCAAUGAGGUCUACGUUCAAAACAACAUACAGAAGUUCGAGUAAGGAGAUGUCUAAGUCAAAAGAUCUUAAAUCAUCACGUUUUGAGUCUCGAGACAAUGACGCACAAAUCAACUGGAGAAAUCUGGUUCUCAAUAGAGCAUCUGAGACUGACGAAGGUCGACAAUUUAACUCGCCAAUUGGGGGUGGAGGUUUCGGUCAUAUUCACCGCCCGACUGUUGCGUUCAACCCUCCUGCUGAAUACUCUCCACACACUCAUGAUAGUCGUCAAAGUAUCAAACACAGAGAUUUUGGCAAUAUCGAAUUUGACCGAGGCGAGGACAAUAACUAUGACUACAGAAGACGAUCCACUGAGUUGUGAUGCUCUAAAAGAAGUCUUAAUUCACGUGUUAUGCGUCCUCUUUAGACAAGUAAUUAAAACUCAUGUUCAGCUUAAUAUUGAUAUAAAAGCAGAUGUUCAAAUAUAUUGUUUAAUGAAAAUGCUCAAAGUGUAUAUGACAAACUACAGAAAUAAGCUCAGUAGCCAAAAAUUUCAAGAUAAACCAGUACAUGUGAUUUAAAUAGUCACUCUUGUUUUAGUCCAAAAGUAAGUCUGAUUCAAUCUUUAUAUACUAUUAAUAUAGUUUUAUAGAAACAAUUAUAACACAUAUAUGCUGUGAUACUUACUAAUACUCCGAUACUUCAAUAUCAGUUUUUUCUGUAUCACCUAAGUGAAGUGACGACUUUUAUUUCUUUAAAGGUCUUUUUCGACGCCAAUUCGAAGUUAUUGUCCAAAUUUAAACGAAAUGCAACGCAUUUAGACCAGUAUGCAACCGAUAAUGAAAUUAUUUUUCCGACGAUAUCCAACGGAUUUCUAACCAAAGCCCAUACAAUUGCCCGGCUGUAUUUACAAAAUUAGUUAUUUUUCAGAUAAUGUUAGCUAAUGGGGGUGGUAUUCAAGAUGCAACUUUUGGUCAUACAUCAUUGACUGCAUUCACUGUAAAGGUCCGUUAAUUAUAUCGAGCGUUGCAAUUACCUACAUCGUUUUUAGAUCCAAUUAAGACCAGUAUUGAAUACCAUUCUCGGGGACUGAGUACUUAUUCUCAGCACUGACACUCGUGCAUUAGUUCCAAAGCGUAGUUAUAGUAUGCAUAAUAUUAUAUUUCAUUGAUUUUAGUAUUCAAAUUAUUAUAUGAAUGUUUGUUAUGAAUAAAACAACUAAACGAU